AAUGGACUUCAAAUAAAAAUAAGAAAAUAAUAAAAUCUCCUGAAAAGCUAUUUAAAGAAAGAAAACAACCAGAAUUAUUAAAGGGAUCUGAAUUCAACUUAAUAAAAAAAUUGCAAGAACAAAAAUUAGAAAUUACAUUAUCACAAUUAUUAAAAAUUAGUUUUCAAGAAAGAAAGAAAUUGAAAGAAGUAUUACGAACACCAAAAGAAACUGUUGCAAAAUUAGCAAGCCAAAAUAAUAAUACAAAAACAACCACCCUAGAAUGUGAAGUAAUGGUAAAUGGAUUUAAAGUACCAGCUACUAUCAAUAGUGAAGUAGCCACUAGCAUAAUUUCAGAAAGUACCAUGGAACAAUUACAGUAUGAUAUAGAAGAAGCAACCAAUUGUAAAAUUAUAUUAGCGAAUAGAGAAAAGAAUGAAUCUUUAGGAAGAAUUAGAGAUUUCCCUAUUGAGAUUGAGGGAAAAACAAUACCAAUUAAUGUGGAAGAACUAGAAAUAAGAGAAUUAUUAUCAAAUAGAUAUAUUGUAAAACCUGAAGAAUUCAAAGUAGGAGAAUUAAAACCAGAACAAAAAGAGGAUUUCAAUAAAUUAAUAAAACAAUAUGAAGAAAUAUUU
Messenger RNA from Dentiscutata erythropus, 614 nucleotides. The record is from the annotation of a GenBank genome assembly. NCBI's taxonomy places the organism in Eukaryota, Fungi, Glomeromycota, Glomeromycetes, Diversisporales, Gigasporaceae.